Trichomonas vaginalis G3 is the source of this 1278-nucleotide messenger RNA. RefSeq lists its product as uncharacterized. The record is from RefSeq and is a predicted model, not a curated record. NCBI's taxonomy places the organism in Eukaryota, Parabasalia, Trichomonadida, Trichomonadidae. The coding region runs from base 1 to 1278 and encodes 425 amino acids. The transcript has a single exon.
AUGACUGAUAAAAAAAGCGAGAUUAGUUCACUUGGAGGAUUUGGUAGUAUUGAAGAGAUUGAUGAACGCAUACAGAUGAGAGAAGAGGAAUUAGAAGAAGUAUUCAAUGAUAUAGAUUCUCUUCAAACUAAAAAUGACAAUUUACAUUCUAAGCUUAGUAGCCUUCAAACUGAAUAUACAACAUUACUUCAACAAUACAAGCGUGAAGAAGGACUUCAAAAAUCACUAAAAAUGCAACGCCAAGCAAAAACUACGCCAGCUUUAGAUCCAUCUCUCAUCGAAACAGAACAUUAUAAUUUUCUUAAAGACAAAGAGGAUCAAAAUAAGAAACUUUUACUCGAUUUAGAAAGUUUACGCGUAAAAUGUGAAAAGCAAGAAGGUGAUCUUCAAAGUGUACACUUGUUCAAUAGUGACACAGAGCAAAAGAUUGCUCACAUAGAGCGUGACACUCAAUUACUUAUUGCAAAGGCAAAGCACAUAAAUCAAGAGCUUGCAGUUACAAGAUCUACAAUAAAUCAACAGAAAGGAGAUAUUGGUAUGUAUAAUAAGUCGAUAAAUGAUAUGAAUGAUCAAGUUAAGUCAUUGGUUGAAAAAUUAGAAGCCUUAGAAAUCGAAAAUACAGAUGUAAAAAAUCUUAAUCGUGAAAUUAAGUUAUUGAAGCAUGACAAUCAGAAUUUGCAGCAACAAGUAGAAGAAUCACAAACAAACAUAGAUAAUUUCCAAUCCAAUGCAGGAAAAGAAUUAGAUAAUUUGCAUGAAAAGGGAAGUCAAACGGUCCAAUUGGUAGGCUGGGAAUUAGAGAGAAAAUCUCUUACUGAUGAGCUUAAUCAAAUCACAAGCCAAGAAAGUCAAAUCGCUCAAGAACUUGAUCAAGCAAUGAAAACAAACACAAUGCUGAAGAAUCGUCUCAACAAACUUCAACCAUUGCAUAAGAAAUGGAUUUCAUCUGUUAAGAACAAAUCUUCACAACCCGUACCAGAAGAUGAUAUUUAUCAAUUAUUAUCAAAAUGCAACAGAAAAGGAAAGAAACAAAUGAAAACAGAUGAUAAGUAUCAAAAGGAACUUGAAAAUAUCAUAGAAAGUAAUCGCAAACUCGAAGAAAAAAUUGCCAAGAAGAAAGAUUCUCUUGAAAUCGCUCUAAAUCGGUUCAAGAUCGAAGAAUCACAGUUAAAACAACAAAUAAAGCAGACUAGAUCUCAUGUAUUUGAAGUUGAACAUGAAAUAAUCGAGAAAAUUAACUCAGUUAAGCUCAAAAUUGCAGACAAGGUAGAUUUCUAA